AUGGGGAAUCAGGCCCAGGGACCCAGAGUGUUUGCGGCAGAUGAUGUCUUGGACCAGGCUGCUGGGACGUUUGGGGAGAGUGGAGAUAUUCCGGUGGUUCCACCAAAAAAUUCCAAAGAGGAACUUCUCAAAAGAGUGGACUUUACUUCUAUAGAUGAAGCUGCUAUCAAGGCACCACCUGAACUUUUACUGGAGAAUUUCUGGGAUAUAUCGGACCACCUGGUGGUAUCAAAAAGUUUUAAGGUCAUUGAUGACCUUUAUAGAAUCCGUGCUAUAUUUAGAUGGUUGACGUCAUUUGAUGAGGAGAGUAUUACGUCACAGAUUCUUCCCCCUGAAAACAGUCCCCUGGAAUACCUCAUUAAAAUAGGGUCAGACUUUGGAGACCAUGCUAACCUGCUUUAUGUCUUAUGUGUAUCCGCCAACAUACCAUGUGUUGUAAUAAACGGGGUGUCUAAGCAUGGUUUUUAUGAGGUUGGGGAUGAAAUUCGCAAAGAAGUAUUGGCAUCGAAAUGGAACGCAGUAUUUGUGAAUGGGGAGUGGCGCCUAAUAGACCCUUUCUGGGCGCACACCUCCAUCCCUUACGAUCAGUACCGUGAUCAAAUAGCCGUAGACGAUGAAGGACAGAUAACUCUCUCUACUGAACUGGGCGACACUGAGGGAGAACCUCGCCCGGUCAAUGAAUUUUUCUUUCUGUGUGACCCGGAAAAAUUGAUCUGCACGCACUUCCCAGACGAAGAACAGUGGCAGCUUCUGGACGACCCUAUCACUGAGGAACGAUUUCAGGAACAACCGUACUUCAGGGAACAUUAUCAUGAGAUGGGACUCGGCGUUAGUAAAGGAUUCCCAGACACAGAUAACUGUAUCCUGCGACCAGACGGGAGGCCAUGUAAAAUUAGCUUUGAUUUGCCCAAAGACAGAGGUGCAACCCAAGACUUUAAAUUCUCUGUGACUGAACUGGACGUGGAUGAAAACACUGACACUACUGACUUAGAGAAAUAUGUCAUGAUGAGCAAAUCAAAAUCCACAUUACAGUUCGGCGUGUGCUUUCCUUUCAUUGGUCGAUUUCGCCUAGAUGUAUAUGGAACGGAUGACACGAUUAACAACCAAUUCAACUUAGUCUUUUCAUAUUUAAUCCACUGUGGCGUGCCUAUCAAAAACUUCAGUGGAUUCCCAGAAGUCCCUGAGCAUGGAUGGGGACCUCAUCCAAUUGCGGAGGAACUCGGGAUUGUUCCAAUAAGCCCAAAGUCGAGUGUCAUAAAAACAGAAACAGGAAUUGUAGAAAUACGAUUUCCGGCCUCCAAAGCAAGGGAGAUCAGCCACUGUUUAGGUUCCACAAAUUUUGAUGCGGCUACUUUGAGCAGACAUGCUCUCGGCCGUUUAGACAGCGUCAGACAGGAAUACUUUGUUUAUGUGAGGCUUCCAGAACAGGGGGACUAUACUCUUAAAAUAUUUGCGGACGUGGACGAAUUGCGUGGCAAAAUUCCAGAUUCCACGAUCAUGACUUAUCUUAUUGAGUUUUCUGGAGAGGCAAAAAAUGAUCCAUACCCUUUUGUAUUAGGUAGUCAGAUUGGUCCAAAAUUAGGGGCAUUCCAGCUUGGUGUUGAGGCUAUCGAUGAAUCAAAUGGUGUGUUAAUGGCCUGGGAUGGAAAAUUAGAUUUAACAUUUACAGCUGAUGAAGAUUCCGCCUUGUUCAGCGAAUUAUCUACAUCCAAUCCAACUGCAAGGAAAGUUAUGAAUAUCAAGGAUAAAAGAGAGGAUGGAAAAUGGUUAUUUAGUCUGAAUCUACCUGUUGCUGGACUUUAUUCCUUGAAUCUGUUUGGAUGGAACGAGAAAGAAAAACACAAGAAAGUGGAAGAAGUUUUUAGUUUCUUGAUUCAGUCGACAGGGUCCCUCAGUAAAGAGGAACUAGAGAAACUAGAGAAAAAAACCAAAGGGAGGAGAAAAGUCAAUUCCGGAAUCACGAAUAUGGAGAGAUCAAAUACAGUGCUGGAUAGUGAAUCUCAGAUCGCUAAGUCACGUGUAGAUACUGAAAAUAACUCAUCAACAAAAGUGUCGUCUGACACUGGAGACAUAAUGAAAGAUGGUAAAGGAGUCGACAUAAUCUCAAAUUUGGCCUCCCCAAGAGACCCAAUAUCAACUGGCAGCUUUAACAGCAUGAACAAACCUCCCACGUCAACUGGUUAUGGGCGGCAACAGUCUCGGGGGAGCACAAAGACCACAGGAACCUUAGAUAAAGAAAGUACUACAAAAGGAAGUACUCACUCUAAAGAAAAACCAGCUAGUGACGGAAGUUUAAAACAUUCAUCUUCGCAAAAAAACAGGGACACAAAAAGCAGUGACAAAGCAACCCCUCGCAAAGGUGUUCUGAAGAAAGGAGAUGACAAUAACGCGUCACGAGAUGGAGUUCGAACCAAAAGGAAAGCGGUUUCUAUUGUGGAAGCCACUGGGAAAAAUGACGCAAGGCACAAGAAGAAGAAAGAUGAAUUAGACGUUCGAACGUUUCAAACCACCAAAAAUAUUGUAAAAAUCGAUAUUGAACAUCCAAUUAAAACUGUGUUUACAUCACUCCGCAAGACGGACGCCAUUGAUAAGCCUGGUGACAGAGCCGCAGUAAUAAAAACUAAGGAGGGGAUCGAGGUUCGAAUCCAAGGAUACGGACGGUAUCAAGUGGACGUCAUGACAAAAGAAAGCGGUCCACAUGUUAAGAUUGUAGGGCGGUACACAGUUAUCCGCGUCCCUUCCUCCAACCCUUCAAAAGACGAGUCCAUGUCAAACUCGAAGCUAUUUGGAGGAAAUGAAUUUGACGGAAAUGUGUUUUUAGACAGCGAUGACGAAAUUCCAGUCAGAGAAGACGUCACAGUCAGCAAACCGAAAAAGGUCACACCCAAGACUUCGGACAAGGUGGAUUAUGGAACAGUGGUCCCUGACUUGCGAUCAAUUAAAAGUGCAGACCUGUUAGACGAAUUUCUACAGGGAAGAUUUACUGAUGCAACCAAUAGAGACAUGAAGGCUAAACUAAGAAAAGUCCUAAAAGUUAGAGAUCUUAGUCUCAUUCUGAAAUAUCUGGAACUUUAUCAAUCGACAUCUAAAUCAACAAGGAACGCCAUCUUCCCAAAGGCCGUGCAGGACAUCAUGAAGAAAAUCAAACAACAGCAAAGACUGGUAGAAGAAUGUAAAAUGGAGACACCGGUCUUGAUGGAUGAAGAAAUUCGUGUCUCCAAGACUCCGGAUGUCGUCAGGGUGGUAGUCACUCAUAAAAUUAUGGACAAAAAUACAAGAAAAGAAAAAGUAUCCAAAGUCACUCUGGAAAUAAACCAGAUCGCUCUGACUGAAAUCAAACAGUACGCUAACCCACCAGAGGGCGUGCAUGAAUGUAUCAUGGCAACACUUGUGUUACUAGGCGACCAACCUGAAGAUUGCAAGGAUUUCAGUGCAUGUCAGGGACUGUUGUUUCGGACUGGGCGACAGUAUAUAAUGCGCAGAAUCACUCAAUUUAACACAAGAUGUGUCCCACAAGAUAGAGUAGACUUUGUGUCCAAGAUUGUCAAGGAAUUCAGUAUGUGGCAGAUCUUAGACGUUAGUAAGGGGGCGGCCGCUUUCUAUAUGUGGGUAAAAGCUAUGUUACAUGACAUCAAACAGAGAGCUCGUUCUGCGGCCCCAUCUACAACCGCAAAAUCUACCACGUCAGCCAAGAGAGUCCCUCCCAGACCCACCAUCCUCCCAGAGUACAUCAGUCGGAGGGACGGGACUAUUAUCCUCAGACUGUAG
Messenger RNA from Saccostrea echinata, 3768 nucleotides. RefSeq lists its product as uncharacterized. NCBI's taxonomy places the organism in Eukaryota, Metazoa, Mollusca, Bivalvia, Ostreida, Ostreidae. The record is from RefSeq and is a predicted model, not a curated record. The transcript has 8 exons. The coding region runs from base 1 to 3768 and encodes 1255 amino acids.